Peromyscus leucopus (white-footed mouse) is the source of this 1317-nucleotide messenger RNA. It is a transcript of the gene Inip, whose product is annotated as INTS3 and NABP interacting protein. Lineage: Eukaryota; Metazoa; Chordata; Mammalia; Rodentia; Cricetidae. Gene Ontology annotation, cellular component: SOSS complex; nucleus; nucleoplasm. The record is from RefSeq and is a predicted model, not a curated record. The transcript has 5 exons. Gene Ontology annotation, biological process: DNA repair. Bases 509 to 823 code for a protein of 104 amino acids.
ACUCUCUUCUGACGCUCUGCUGAAGUGGAUUAGCACCAGGUUUACAUCUUGACAGGCCAACAGCUAGCCUCCCACAAACCCGGAGGACUAAAAAGCCAAUUUAGGUGCUCGGGACCCGGCUCCCUCCCCGCCUCUCAGCGUUGGGCUCCGCCCCCCGCAGUACGGCCUGCAUCUCCCGUGAGCCUCCUCGACUGUCAAUCCUCAGAAGGGAAACCCCUUCCUGCCAGAGAAGCCGCAGACCUCGAAUCGCCUGGAGUAGCGUCCGUUACGUCCAGGCCUAGAGGCGGGACUUCCGCUCCCUCGGGCGCUGUCAGUCAGGAGGCGGAAGUUGGUGCCGGCGGGAAGGUUGUAGUGCGGAGCAUCGUUGUGCUCUUGCUGGGUUCUGCGUGGGCGCGCCCCUCCUGCACAACCACGACCCGACAGCGAGGUUUCUCGGGGCUCCUCGCAUCCGGAUGAUUGUAAAGUGCUGAUCAGUGGCCACUGAAUAGAAUUGAAACAGAAUAGGAAGAUGGCAGCAAAUCCUUCAGGACAAGGUUUUCAAAAUAAAAACAGAGUUGCGAUUUUGGCUGAACUGGACAAAGAGAAAAGAAAAUUACUUAUGCAGAACCAAUCUUCAGCAAGUCACCCUGGAGCUAGCAUCUCCCUCUCCAGACCCUCUCUUAAUAAGGACUUUCGGGAUCAUGCUGAGCAGCAGCACAUUGCAGCCCAGCAGAAGGCAGCCCUGCAGCAUGCUCACGCACAUUCAUCCGGAUACUUCAUAACUCAAGACUCAGCGUUCGGGAAUCUCAUUCUCCCUGUUUUACCUCGCCUUGACCCAGAAUGAAGACGGUGUCUGGAUAAAGGGACCUCGUACUAUCCAGUGGCAGAGCUCACACUCAGCUCUGUACAAACUGACUUUCGGAACUUUGGAGAACUUAGUUUUUGUUUCUUUAAGAAAGGAAUAGUGAGUGAGUGAGAAGAAGGGAGCUGGAUGCUGCGGACUUUGGAAGCUCUAUUGCUGGCAGAGUUGGUUGUGCUGGCCAUGACUACGUUUUUUGUAUUACCAUUUAACUCUUCACUCUCAGACUCAGAAUCGCUUAGUUUCAUAAAAUCUGCAUCACGUUCUUCAAGUCGGACUGAAUGUCUCCUACAUGAAGCCCUGGGGUUGACCCCAGCACUACACAGACAAGCUCUGAUGUGCAUGCCCGUAAUCUCAGGGGCAUAGAGAAACACAGGCUGGAGGAUGAGAACUUCAAAAGCCGUCCUUGCCUAGGUAGUAGUGAUUUUGAGACCAGUCUGAGGAUAUAAGACUGUGCCUCAAAACACACACACGCACAC